Messenger RNA from Colletotrichum scovillei, 2304 nucleotides. RefSeq lists its product as uncharacterized. The transcript is spliced from 2 exons. The record is from RefSeq and is a predicted model, not a curated record. Lineage: Eukaryota; Fungi; Ascomycota; Sordariomycetes; Glomerellales; Glomerellaceae. Gene Ontology annotation, molecular function: flavin adenine dinucleotide binding; electron-transferring-flavoprotein dehydrogenase activity. Gene Ontology annotation, cellular component: cytoplasm. The coding region runs from base 839 to 2005 and encodes 388 amino acids.
CAGCAUUCCCUUGCAAGUGUGCUGCUCAGUUUUCAAUGUCUUUAUCUGUCUAGGCCCCGUUUCUCGCAGUUGUUCCCUUGCAAGUAGCGCAAGCGGAUGUUUUUCCCCCUUUCAAAGCAUUGCAUGAGUCACUUACACCUGUUGUUUUUCGCGCGCCUAGUCUACAGGUAAUAGAUUGUAGUCGCCUACCUGACUAAUAACUGUAUCCGCCCCGAGCGGCUAAUCCGUACGAUGCGCCUCGUCACAGCCCACAAUGAUCAAUCUAGCACCUGAGGUACCCGUCUAGAUCUCUAUCUGAGGUGUGGUUCCUUCCGUCUUGGGUAUCCGUCCGGGGUUGACGACUUGGGACUUCCGGGAGGCCCUGUCGAUGGCUCGGGUGCUCUACACCAAAACGGAGCAGAAAUGUCUCCGAGUUACACCGCGUACUACACCUUGGCGCCCCGUUGAACGCAAAAAAAACCUAGGCGCAAUUGUGAAGUCCGAUUUCCCUGGCGCACACAACUUUAACCAUGACUUGACGCAUACCAAAGUCCUGCCCCGUUCAAUCUUGUAUAAAGCAAAUCUCGUCGCCACGCUCUGCUUCUUGAUACUAGAGGGUCUAGUCUGCCUAUCCACCUCCAACUCACACAUCUUCCCAACGUUUCGAAACGAAUCAGAAACUCGGAAGAGCUACAUCCUAGCAUAACUGCAAGGGGGACCAGAAACCCUUAAUACGACCUACCGCUGUCUUCAAAGCUACCUUACCAAGCUCCCGGAGCUAUAGAAGCUUCGUAACGCAACUUCCCUAUCUUACCUCGCACACCAACAUACUACCGCAAGUCUCAACAGACACGCGAUAAUGCCUACCCUCGUCGUUCUUGGUGCUGGCCUUGCCGGCCUGCCCAUUGCACACCAUGCAUUGAAGCAUACAGUGCCGCUGGUAAAGGACCUGAAGGUCAUCUUGGUGACGCCCAACUCUGAGCACUACUGGAACCUCGCUUCCGUCCGCGGCGUUGUGCCUGGCCAAUUUGGCGACGACGUGCUCUUCCACCCCAUUGAGCCGUCAUUCGCAAAGUACCCCAAGGAAAGCUACGAGGUCAUCAUCGGUAAGGCCGAGCAGCUCAACGACGACAAGAACACCGUCGACGUAGUGGUGAACGACGGCAGCCGCAGGUCCAUCGCCUACGACGCCGUCGUCAUCGCGACCGGAACCCGCGCCAAGGAGAGCAUGCCGUGGAAGGAGGUCGGUACGACGGAGGAGACCAAGAAGGCUCUCGGCGACAUCCGCCGGCAGCUCUCCGACGCCAAGAGCAUCGUCGUCGCUGGCGGCGGCGUCACGGGCACCGAGACGGUGGGCGAGAUCGGCUUCGAGUACUCGCAGAAGCGCAGCAAGGACGUCUACUUUAUCUACAAUGACGAGCUGCCCCUCGGCCCUCCCUUCACCGACAGCGUGCGCAAGGCGGCGCUCAACGAGCUGCAGAAGCUCAAUAUCAAGACGAUCCACAACACGAAGGUUACGAGCGUGAAGACCGAUGCCAACGGCCAAAAGACGCUCGAGCUCACGGACAAGAGCGGCAAGAAGACGACGCUGCAGACGGACGCGUACCUGCCGACCGUCGGCGCCAUCCCCAACACCGCCUUCUUGCCGUCCAACAUGCUCGACCCGCCCGGGUACGUCAAGCAGGACAAGAGCCUGCGCGCGGUCGGCCACGACAACAUCUUUGUGGUGGGCGACGUCGGCAACCUCGAGGGCGGGUACGGGCGGCUGGCGGACCUGCAGGUGCAGCACGUGGUGAAGAGCAUCCAGGCUCACUUCACGGGCGCGCCGAGGCCGACGCCGUACGUCGUCGACCCCAAGGUCGUGGCCGGCAUCACGCUUGGACGGAGCAGGGCUACCGGCCAGAUGGGAACGUGGAGGUUGCCCAGCAUCAUCAUCUGGGCGUUCAAGGGCCGGUAUAUCGGCACUGACUACGCCAAGGAUUACGCAGCGGGAUCAAGAACCAUGACGGUCACCAAAAACUGGUAGAGAGAAAGAGAUUGUGUGUGCAGAGACAAAGAGAGAGAGAGAGAGAGUGUGUGAAUAAGAGAGUAGAUGCAUAAGGUACUUGGGUGUUCAGGCGCUUGGGGUCAUGGAAGGGGGGAAAACACUUCGUAAUGUAGGGCUGGCAGGCUGCUUGAGCGAGUCGAGCCCGUGGAGUCCAACAAUCUUGGCUUUUGAUGUUUUCGGUGUCAUUCCGCGUGGCAAUGGAGUUUCCUAGUUUCUCUGGUAUGAUGGUUUUCCUCGACUGGUUAGACUAGACGGGAUUGAAUGAUAAUCUUAUUCCU